AUGAGUAGGAUGUUAGUUUCCGCUGCCUGUGCUGGUUGUGUGAGUGGAAAAUGGGAUGAGGCAGUGUUCACCUGCGAUUCACGCACAUUUCGAGUGAUUCCACGAAGAAGGAAUGAAAAACGUCGAUUUAUUCUAAUCCGCGAGGAGCAAGAACGCCGUUCACAGACCCCCUCCGUCCAUCAUGCAGUGAAGGGCGUCGGCCAUCGUGGCAUUGUGUGGGCUAACGUGCGGCUGAAAUGCUCGGUUCCCCCGGCUAAACGACCGGUAUCCGCUGCGGCAGCAACAGAUCCACAGCCCUCCAAGAAACGGCGCAACCAGCUGGAAACCAACGCACCCACCGCCACUGCUGCUUCUACUGCUGGUGCUGUUGAAAAGAAGUCCAUCAAAGUCGAAAGUCCGGCCACCGAGACCACGAGUCCGGCCAAACCGCGGACCAAGCCGAUUUCGUCGAAGUCGUCAAGUAGCAUCGUCGACGCGGCCACGUCCCUCGUAAAGUCUCCGAAACUUCUCAAGAAACUUAUGAGUAGGGACGCUGGGGAGAGCACGUCGACCACGGCGGGGUUCAGUGUCGCGUCCGCGAGCAAACUCCCCACUGAGGGUUUGGAAGACAUCAGUUCCGAUGAGGACGCCUUUCCGCCGGCGAAGACGCAGUCAGCGACGCCAGUUCGCAGAGCCGGCAACGCGUCGGACCAACCACUUGCUAAACGCAUCAAGCAGGAGGCCUUGUCGAAAUCGCGAUCCACCACGCCGAAUAAGAACGCUGCCACGGCCAAGCCUCCAGCCAAGUCAUCAUCCUCCUCCUCCAAGGCAGCGGCAUCAACUGGCAAGACGGAAAAAGCGCUAACGUCGUCUCACCCUGCAUCAAGGAAGCCAGCGGUACCAGCCAAGUCGGAGACGAAGAAGUCGACUUCCACGCCUGCUGCCUCCAAGACGGUUCGUGGUCGCGGGAAGAGCACGUCAAGCGACAGUUCGCGUGGUGAGUCCUCAAAACCGCAUCCAAGUAAACCGAAGGCCAAAUCCAACGCCUUGAAAUUGGAGGAGGAGGAAGAAGAGGAGGCGGUGGAGGAGGGGGAGGAAGGUGAGGUGUCAGAGUCUUCGGGCGACGACGAGGAAUCGGAGGACAGCGCUAUGGCCACCAGCGAUGCCCUGCCUCGUCUUACCAGGAGCCAGCACCGCCUCAUCCUCGGAGACACGCCGCCUGGCGCGCAGCUGCAAACUGCGACUGCGCUGCCUCCGCCAGCUACCCAGCCCCCUCCAGACAAGCAGCCGGCUAAGAAGGAAGAGACGGAGGAGGAGAAGGAGGUGGAGGUGGCUGAUGAACCGAAAAAGGCCUCGUCUGCCAAGAAACCGGAAAAGAAGGAGAAGCCUAGUGCGUGCCUCGAGGGUUUGGUUUUCUUGUUUUGGGCAUUGCUGAUCUUCUUAAACGGGUUCAACUUGUCUCUCUACCUAGAAUUGGAAUCGCGAGUGGACGACAAGAAAGCCGACCAGCCCCACUCACCAAAAACGCCCCCUCCGACCAAACUGGCCAAGACGCCGUGUCCGAGCAAGUCUGAUUCGUCCACGUACGCCGAUCCGCCACCACCGGAACUCCUCUCGCCCCACCCACCCACCACAGCCCUCUCGGCCACCAGCCCGACCCACUCGGAUGCCUCCACGGAGCCGAUGGGGUUGUCGGUUGGUUUCUUCCAUUGUGCAGAGGGCGAUGACGACGACGACGAGACCACGUUUGGGUCCGCUCCGCAGCUCUUUUCUCCCGUCUCCACGGCAACUGCGCCUCGUGAGGAGGACGAGGAUGAGGAGGGGAUUGAGGCCGCUGGCGGUGGAUCCAGUAGCAGCAGUAGUAGUAGUAGCAGCAGCAGCAGUUCUGAUGAUGAGCCUGCGACGUCUCAGCCUCCACCGCCGACGCAGCACCGCCAGCAGCGCUCGCGACCGCAAACUCCCAGCGGCCGCGGCAGACCGGCGCUCCGUGGAGCUGCGUCCAGAGGCCGACGCAAACGCCUCCCUUCGGCUGUCGUCGCUGUCAACGACGACGCCGAUUCGGUAGUGUCUUCGGCGUCAUCCAGCCUCAGGAGCAGCAGGAAGGCGAGUCAUUCAUAUUCUCCACCUUUUCGCCUGACGCUUAGCCUUACCAAUGCCAUACCGCGCCGGGUAGCACGUUCAAACGGUUCUAGGCCAAUUGAAUGGCGCCGGGAAAAGAAAUUUGUCAGCUGGUGGUCGCUCACGCCGUGUCUGCAAGACUCUGGUGUGAUUUCUAAUCUGGCAACUCUUGCCAACCGUUUGUACCCUACUGGUUCAGCAUUUCGGGGUCACCGGUGUGACCUCCCCGCUGCCGAUCGAUACCCCGGAUUCCACUCGGCGAGUUUUAACACCAGCGUUAAUGUGGCGUAUUCGCCACUGGUUCUUGAAACCGAUGUGCGCGUCAACUUGGUGUUUGUGUAACUCUGCAUCGAUCCGGUCCUCAAAAGGGCCUCUUGUGUACCUCCCUGUCUCCAGGGCACCAUCGCACACACACAGUUGUGGCUCAGAGUUCUGCCGUUUGCCGUCGGGCUUGUUGGUUUGCGUCAAAUGUACUUUCAUCACGCCCAACUUGGUACAACGUCACAGCCGGCGUACGUUGGCGACACAACGUGGGAAUCUGCGUGGCAGCUGGGUGUGUGUGUGUGUGUUUAG
Messenger RNA from Mesocestoides corti, 2670 nucleotides. The record is from the annotation of a GenBank genome assembly. Lineage: Eukaryota; Metazoa; Platyhelminthes; Cestoda; Cyclophyllidea; Mesocestoididae.